CUAUAAAAAGAGACGCUUGGGGAGAGGCUUGGGUCCACUUCCAUUCUUCCACUUCCUUCUCUAAAAAAAAUACUUUUACUGAGUCUCAGUCUCACAUUAGAAAUGGAUUCCAUCGAUUUCGACAGCGUGAAAGCAGAGAAAGCCAAUGCGCUGCGUCGUUUCCAGAGCAUUGGUUUCCUCUUCCGCAUAGCUGAGAUCUGCGCUGCUCUUCUCUUCGUCUGUUGGAUAUUCACUUCCCUCCCUUUCGCCGUUCGAAUCUCCGGCGAGUUCCUCCGCCGUCUCUCCUCCGUCGUUUCCACUCCUCUCUUCAUGUUCGUCCUCACAAACUCCAUCGUCGUCGCCCUUCUCACCACCAAAUCCACCGUCUUCUCCGGCGGAGCAGAGGCGGAUAUCUACCGUGCGUUCAGCAGAUCCGGAGAGAGUCGCGUCAGUUCUUCCGACGGAGAUCUGACGGGAGAGACAGUCUUCUUGGACGACAAAGAGAUGAUCGGCGCGGAAACCGAUUUAAAUUCAAAUUCGAAUCCGACGGUGGCGCGUGGUGAUCACGUGACGACCGAACCGGAGAAGGACUCGAUUACUGUUACUGGUUUAACGAAUGAUCCUCCUCCGACGACGACGAAGGUCUAUAAAAGAAGCAAAACGGAAAUCUCUGCGAAACAGAGUCCGGAGACGGUGACGAAACCUACGCUCCGGCGAUCGGAGACGGAGAAGUGCCGUGAAACCGUUGAGUCGUGCGAAGAAGUGCCGUUUCCGGAGGAUAAUCUAACAAACGAAGAGUUUCAGAAAACGAUCGAAGCAUUCAUCGCGAAACAGUUGAUAUUCCGUCGCCGAGAAUCUCUCGCCGUCGUUAUCCAUAAUUAAAUUAAAUAUAAAUAAGUAUAUCCCGACAUAACUAUCUAUGUUGUAUGUUCGAGUUCGAACCAACAAAGCAAGCACAGUUUUGUAAUAGAACGACAAUGAAGAACGAUCGUAUCGAUCUCAUUUUGUUUGUGCUCCUUUCGUUGUUGGAUCAAACACGUAUGAUUUGUUUCUGUAAUGUUCGGAUCAAAUUUGUUGAACGAUUCAGGAUUAAUAUGAACAGUGCUUUAUCUG
Brassica napus (rape) is the source of this 1092-nucleotide messenger RNA. RefSeq lists its product as uncharacterized. The record is from RefSeq and is a predicted model, not a curated record. The transcript has a single exon. Lineage: Eukaryota; Viridiplantae; Streptophyta; Magnoliopsida; Brassicales; Brassicaceae. Bases 103 to 861 code for a protein of 252 amino acids.